This is a messenger RNA of Hansenula ciferrii, 3726 nucleotides long. RefSeq names its product DNA-directed RNA polymerase II subunit RPB2 (gene RPB2). Lineage: Eukaryota; Fungi; Ascomycota; Saccharomycetes; Phaffomycetales; Wickerhamomycetaceae. The coding region runs from base 1 to 3726 and encodes 1241 amino acids. Gene Ontology annotation, cellular component: RNA polymerase II, core complex. The transcript has a single exon. The record is from RefSeq and is a predicted model, not a curated record. Gene Ontology annotation, molecular function: DNA-directed RNA polymerase activity; DNA binding; ribonucleoside binding. Gene Ontology annotation, biological process: DNA-templated transcription.
AUGUCUGACGGUGAGUUGAAGGCAAAAUUGAUAUCAAUCAAGUCGGAGUGCAAUAUACUAACAAUUGUUUCAAAAGAGUACGAUGUUGAUCCAUAUGCAUUGGAAACAGAGGAUAUCACUUCAGAAGAUUGUUGGACAGUGAUUUCCUCUUUUUUCAGAGAAAAAGGGUUAGUUUCUCAACAAUUGGAUUCAUUUGAUGAAUUUAUAAAUACUUCUAUCCAGGAAUUAGUAUGGGAAGAUUCAACUUUGAUCCUUGAGCAACCAGCUCAACAUAUUACAGAAGAUGAUAAUAUAAAUAGAAAAUAUGAAAUUAAAUUUGGUAAAAUUUUCCUUUCAAGACCAACAAUGACUGAAUCUGAUGGUACAACUCAACAAAUGUUCCCUCAAGAAGCUAGACUACGUAAUUUAACUUAUGCAGCUCCAUUAUUUGUGGAAAUGGAUAAAAUCACUUAUGAAACUAUAGAUGGGACUAAUGAUUGGACCGUGAUAAAAGAUGAAGUUGAAGAUGAAUUAGAUGAUGAUGGGAAUGAUAAUAAAAAAGUUUAUAUUGGUCGUGUUCCAAUUAUGUUAAAAUCUAAAUAUUGUUUAUUAAGAGACUUGGAAGAAGAAGAAAUGUAUUCAUUAAAAGAAUGUCCUUAUGAUAUGGGUGGUUAUUUUGUUAUUAAUGGUUCUGAAAAAGUCUUGAUUGCUCAAGAACGUUCUGCUGCAAAUAUUGUUCAAGUUUUCAAAAAAUCUGCUCCAUCACCUGUGUCUCAUGUUGCUGAAAUUCGUUCUGCUUUGGAAAAAGGUUCAAGAUUAAUUAGUUCUAUGCAAAUUAAAUUAUAUGGUCGUGAUGAUAAAGGUUCAGGUAGAACUAUUAAAGCUACAUUACCUUAUAUCAAACAAGAUAUUCCAAUUGUUAUUGUAUUUAGAGCUUUAGGUAUUGUACCAGAUGGUGAUAUCUUGGAACAUAUUUGUUAUGAUCAAAAUGAUUGGCAAAUGUUUGAAAUGUUAAAACCUUGUGUUGAAGAAGGUUUUGUUAUUCAAGAUCGUGAAGUUGCAUUAGAUUUUAUUGGUCGUCGUGGUAAUGCCUUGGGGAUUAGAAGAGAAAAACGUAUUCAAUAUGCUAAAGAUAUUUUACAAAAGGAAUUUUUACCUCAUAUUACUCAACAAGAAGGUUUUGAAUCAAGAAAGGCAUUUUUCUUGGGUUAUAUGGUUAAUAGAUUAUUAUUAUGUGCAUUAGAAAGAAAACCUCAAGAUGAUCGUGAUCAUUUUGGUAAAAAAAGAUUAGAUUUGGCAGGUCCUUUAUUAGCUAAUCUUUUCAGAAUUUUAUUUAAAAAAUUAACAAGAGAUAUUUAUCGUUAUAUGCAAAGAUCAGUCGAAACUGAUACUGAUUUUAAUUUAAAAUUAGCUGUCAAGGCAACUACAAUCACUUCAGGUUUAAAAUAUUCUUUAGCUACUGGUAAUUGGGGUGAACAAAAAAAGGCAAUGAGUUCAAGAGCUGGUGUUUCACAAGUCUUGAAUCGUUAUACUUAUUCAUCAACUUUAUCACAUUUAAGAAGAACUAAUACUCCAAUUGGUCGUGAUGGUAAAUUAGCAAAACCUCGUCAAUUACAUAAUACCCAUUGGGGUCUUGUUUGUCCUGCUGAAACUCCAGAAGGUCAAGCUUGUGGUUUAGUUAAAAAUUUAUCAUUAAUGUCUUGUAUUUCUGUUGGUUCAGGUUCUGAUCCAAUUAUUUAUUUCUUGGAAGAAUGGGGUAUGGAACCUUUAGAAGAUUAUUUACCUCACCAAGCUCCAGAUGCUACAAGAAUUUUCGUUAAUGGUGUUUGGCAUGGUAUUCAUAGAGAUCCUGCUAAAUUAAUUUCUACAAUGAGAAAUUUAAGAAGAAGAGGUGAAAUUUCUCCAGAAGUUUCUAUUAUUAGAGAUAUUCGUGAAAAAGAAUUUAAAGUUUUCACAGAUGCUGGUAGAGUUUAUAGACCAUUAUUUGUUGUUGAAGAUAAUGAAGAAACUGGUGCUAAAGAAUUAGCUUUGAAAAGAGAACAUGUUCAAAAAAUUGUUGAUACAGAAUAUGGUGAUUAUGAAGAAAUGGAAGAAGAACCAUUUGUUUGGAAUUCAUUAGUUACAAAUGGUAUUGUGGAAUAUGUUGAUGCUGAAGAAGAAGAAACUAUAAUGAUUGCAAUGUCACCAGAAGAUUUAAACCCAGAAAAAUAUGGUACACAAAAUUAUGAUGAUCCAGAUCCAAAUAAAAGAUUAAAACCAGGUACAAAUAAACAUGCUCAAACUUUUACACAUUGUGAAAUUCAUCCUUCAAUGAUUUUAGGUGUUGCAGCUUCAAUUAUUCCAUUCCCAGAUCAUAAUCAAUCUCCUCGUAAUACUUAUCAAUCAGCUAUGGGUAAACAAGCUAUGGGUGUUUUCUUAACAAAUUAUAGUGUUCGUAUGGAUACUAUGGCAAAUAUCUUGUAUUAUCCACAAAAACCUCUUGCUACAACAAGAGCUAUGGAACAUUUGAAAUUUAGAGAAUUACCAGCUGGACAAAAUGCUAUAGUGGCUAUUGCAUGUUAUUCAGGUUAUAAUCAAGAAGAUUCUAUGAUUAUGAAUCAAUCAAGUAUAGAUCGAGGAUUAUUUAGAUCUUUAUUUUUCAGAUCUUAUAUGGAUCAAGAAAAAAGAGUUGGUAUGACCGUGGUGGAACAAUUUGAAAAACCAAAUCGUAGUAAUACUUUAAGAUUAAAACACGGUACAUAUGAAAAAUUAGAUGAUGAUGGAUUAAUUGCACCAGGUGUUAGAGUUUCAGGUGAAGAUAUUAUUAUUGGUAAAACUACACCAAUUCAAGCAGAUUCUGAAGAAUUAGGUCAAAGAACUGUGUAUCAUAGUAAACGUGAUGCUUCAACUCCAUUAAGAUCAACAGAAAAUGGUAUUGUUGAUCAAGUUUUAAUAACAACAAAUCAAGAAGGUUUAAAAUUCGUUAAAGUUCGUAUGAGAACUACAAAAGUUCCACAAAUUGGUGAUAAAUUUGCCUCACGUCAUGGUCAAAAAGGUACUAUUGGUAUUACAUAUCGUCGUGAAGAUAUGCCUUUCACAAGAGAAGGUAUUGUCCCAGAUUUAAUUAUUAAUCCUCAUGCUAUUCCAUCACGUAUGACUGUUGCACAUUUAAUUGAAUGUUUAUUAUCAAAAGUUUCUGCACUUUCAGGGUUAGAAGGUGAUGCUUCACCAUUUACAGAUGUUACAGUUGAUGCAAUUUCUAAAUUAUUAAGAGAACAUGGUUAUCAAUCAAGAGGUUUUGAAGUUAUGUAUAAUGGUCAUACAGGUAAAAAAUUAAUGGCCCAAAUUUUCUUUGGUCCAACUUAUUAUCAAAGAUUAAGACAUAUGGUUGAUGAUAAAAUUCAUGCAAGAGCAAGAGGUCCAGUUCAAAUUUUAACAAGACAACCAGUUGAAGGUCGUUCAAGAGAUGGUGGGUUACGUUUUGGUGAAAUGGAACGUGAUUGUAUGAUUGCACAUGGUGCAGCAGCUUUUAUGAAGGAAAGAUUGAUGGAAGCUUCAGAUGCUUUUAGAGUUCAUGUUUGUGGUGUUUGUGGGUUAAUGUCUGUUAUUGCUAAAUUAAAACAUAAUCAAUUUGAAUGUCGUGGUUGUAAGAAUAAGAUUGAUAUUUAUCAAAUUCAUAUUCCUUAUGCUGCUAAAUUAUUAUUCCAAGAAUUAAUGGCUAUGAAUAUUGCUCCACGUUUAUAUACUGAUCGUUCAGUUGAUUUUUGA